AGGUCGCACCUGCCUGGAGUUCGCGCUGCUGGACUCGCGCUGUCCGCGGCCGUCGUCUCCAGUCUCUGGGCCCCCGCUCCGCUGACAAAAGAUCCCCACUAUGGCCUGCUGCCGGCUCACUCUGCGGGACGACAUCCUGCCGUUCUGGCGCUCCUGGGUCGUGGUGCUGGUGCCACUGCUGCUCUGUCCCCUGCCGCUCGUCUCCAAUACGAAGGAGGCCUGGUGCGGCUACGGCGUCCUCAUCAUCGCCAGCUACUGGAUGACGGAGGCGCUGCCGGUGGCGGCCACGGCGCUGCUGCCGACGGUGCUGUUCCCGCUGUUCGGCGUGCUCGACACGAGCACGGCCAGCCAGCAGUACAUGACCAGCACCAACCUGCUCUCCAUGGCCGGCCUGAUGGUGGCCGUGGCCGUGGAGAAGAGCAACUUCCACACGCGCGCCGCCCUCCGUGUAGUGCUCACCGUCGGAUCGAGCGUCAAAUGGCUGAUGAUGGGCUUCAUGGGCAUCACCAUGUUCUUCUCCAUGUGGAUGUCCAACACGGCCACCACAGCCAUGGUGGCGCCCAUGGUGGAGGCCGUCGUGGAAAAUCUCACCGAGAAAAUGGAUGAUUCAGAAGACGAGCCUGUUACUGAAAAAGAGGAAACAAGACAGUCAGAAAGGGAUGUGGAAACGUCGAAUAUGGAGCCCGCUGGGUUUGAUGAAAUAAGCACUGAACUGACUGAAAAGAAGCCGGCUACCACGAUGACGGUCGAACAGCUCCGACCGCCUCUGUUCCUUUGUGUGGCGUACGCGGCCAACUGUGGAGGAAUGGGAACGCUGACCGGCACCACACCCAACCUCGUCCUCCGGGGCAUUGUCGAACAGUAUUAUGGCACCGAGACGGGCCUGAGCUUCGCCAGCUACAUGCUGCUGGGCGUUCCUACCAUGCUGCUCUGUACUCUGAUCGGAUGGAUACUUCUUAUCGUCAUAUUCCUCGGGCCGCGCUACCUCCUGAAGGACCCGACGGACCCGGCUCGGAUCGCGGCCGUCCGUCGAAGUCUCCAGGACCGCUACGACGCGCUGGGUCCGAUCAAGUUCCACGAGAGUGCCGUCUUCACCCUACUGUGCCUGCUGGUGGCACUGUGGUUCUUCAGGGAGCCCCAGUUCAUGCCCGGGUGGAACGUCCUUUUCACUGAGACUAAUAUCGAUGACGGAACGGCAGGCAUGUUGAUCGUCGCCCUGAUGUUCAUGAUACCGGCCAGGCCCAGAUUCUGGUGUCUCAAAGAGGAAUGUCAUAAGGCUGAGCCCAGCGAGGCUUUGCUGACUUGGCACGACGUUCAGACUCGGCUCUCCUGGGGCAUUGUUCUGCUGCUUGGCGGCGGGUUCGCGGUGGCCGAGGCGACCACCGAGUCCGGACUGUGCGCCUGGCUGGGAGACCAGCUGACGGCACUGGACGUGCUGCCCAACCCGGUCAUCAUUCUGCUGAUCGCCAUCUUCAUCACCAUGCUGACCGAGGUCUGCAGCAACGGCGCCAUCGCUUCCGUCAUGCUGCCCGUCAUGGCGCAGCUGGCUGUGUCCCUUCGCGUGAAUCCGCUGUACCUGAUGCUUCCGACGACCCUAAGCUGCUCGUUCGCCUUCAUGCUGCCCGUGGCCACGCCGCCAAACGCCAUCGUCUUCGGCGCCGGCAACCUGAAGUCGAAGGACAUGUUGCGAGCCGGCAUAGUGAUGAACCUCCUCUGCGUGAGUGUGACGAUGCUGGUCAUCCCCACACUCGGCAACGCGGUGUUCGACCUUGACACCUUCCCGGACUGGGCCAACACCACAAUCCCCAUCUGAGCAGGACGCCAAGGCGACACGAGCGCUAAUACGUUAAUGAAAUCGCCAGUCAACGCCUGAGAACUAACAACAAACUGGUUGCCAUAGUGAAUAGCCGGCAACGUCAGCAAGUCACACACCAGACCUAGAGUAUUGAUCAGACAUGAGUCCAGCAGCUCCAGUUACGUAAGGAAUUACGUAACAUUUUAUCUUAGAUGCCUAUAUCGUUUUUAUCCCGUGAUGCCAUCAUUAUAUCUGAUUUGCUGAGAUUUACUCUGCCAAUGAGGCGAGAGUCGCAUUUGUGGGGUUUUGUUUUAACAUGGAGAGUGGAGACACAAAUCAUUCACGAAUCAUUGUUUUCAGCUACUGCACUAUACUAUUGUAAGUACAACUGCACUAUAUAUUUUACAUAUUUUACGAUCUACAACUGUACUAUCGCAAGCCGAUGUUUGCUCCAAGGUCGGGUCAUUCUUCUUCUUUGUCUAUUGAAAAUUGUUAAUUUAUUGAUAAUUGAUUAUUGUCACCGAACUUUUACGGUUGUAUUCCCCUUACUAUCUGCAGGCUAACAGCCGUUCACCGUUGAUCUAAAGCAAAAUGUUUGCCAUUUUUCUCAUACCAAUCCACCAAGUGUUCCCGGGCGAUCCAGAUUGCCAUGCAACUGACAUGGCAAACACUAGAAUACAGUACGAAAGUGUCACGCAAGACGAAUAAGUCAGAGUUGGCAAUGGCGCAAGCAUCACGGAAAUAUGAUGAGCGAUUGGAAAUGAGCGCCCAUGUCUUUCGAAUGGCUGUUUGUGAUGUUUGCCUGUUUGUUGUGGGUCGAUUAUGUAUGUGACCAUUGUUAUAUGAUGUAAAUAUAUUCUAUCUUAAUUGGCGGGUAUCUGAGAUAAAACCAUGCUACGUAACUUAAAGAAAAGUCGCAAAAUAUUGGGAAAUAAUUGGAGUGAGGUAUAUCAAGUGCUCAUACUCGUAGAUGAGACUGAUGAUGAAGGAGGAAAAUGUAUGCAUUAAACUGGUACUGGCAGAGUGUUAAGUGCAACGGGUGUGAGAUUGUUGCAUAAUGCAAAUCUAGAAUAGGACAACGAUUA
Messenger RNA from Amphibalanus amphitrite, 2880 nucleotides. Its product is annotated as solute carrier family 13 member 2-like. Gene Ontology annotation, biological process: monoatomic anion transmembrane transport; citrate transport. Gene Ontology annotation, cellular component: membrane. The coding region runs from base 101 to 1813 and encodes 570 amino acids. Gene Ontology annotation, molecular function: citrate transmembrane transporter activity; succinate transmembrane transporter activity. The record is from RefSeq and is a predicted model, not a curated record. The transcript has 12 exons. Lineage: Eukaryota; Metazoa; Arthropoda; Thecostraca; Balanomorpha; Balanidae.